AUGUCAGUCCCGGACACCUUCGGUUUGCAGUUGGCCAAGUAUACUAACGUCGCUGCAUCAGCAAUCCUAAUUUAUGACUACUUUGUCACCUUACACUCCGAAGUCCAAUGGACCUGGGGGCGGAAGUGGGGAAUAGUUCGGACCGCCUUCACAAUUUCACGAUAUGCACCUUUUGCUGGUGCGCUUAUGACCUCGUACUCCGCUAUCAAGACAUGGGGCACGCAAGAUUGCAUACCUUUUAAUGACGCUGUAAAUGGCAUACAUUUCUUGGGGAUCAUUGCCGCGGAAGGUUGGCUUUCGCAUACUAUGGUCUACGCCUUCUCUGGCAAUAAAAAGGCUUAUCUUAUCUUUCUUCUCUCCUUUGGUUUGGUUAUCUUGCUGGGGUCUGUGGUUCUAAGUGCUGCCCCCAUCAAUCUGGAUAUCCCGGGCCCAGUCACCCCGCCUUGUGCUUUUGUGGGGUCUCUUAGAAUUAGUAGUGCCCUCCCUUAUGGACUCUUGAUGUUCUUCGAGAUAGUUCUCAUGUCCAUCACCGUAUUUUUGAGAUAUCGACACUAUCUGGGUUCUCACAGUAGUGCGCUGGUGAAGAGCAUCUAUCGUGAUGGACUGCUCUACAUGAUCUGCAUCAUGAUGAUAUCUACACUCAAUAUGAUCGUUACCGUUGUGUUGCCUCUCUCGGACACCGAGAUUCUAAACACACCUCAGAUUGUUGCGCACAGUGUUCUUGCUUCUCGAAUAUUAUUCAAUCUUCAAAUGAGCAGGGAGAAACCACACUUGCUCACUGACCAAUCGACGAAUUCAGUGGAAUUACUAUCCCGUUCACAUGAGUUCCAAGCGCGGCCUGGAGGCGGUGUGACAGCUGUCGAGCCAGAUGAAGCCUAG
Messenger RNA from Suillus plorans, 879 nucleotides. RefSeq lists its product as uncharacterized. The record is from RefSeq and is a predicted model, not a curated record. Lineage: Eukaryota; Fungi; Basidiomycota; Agaricomycetes; Boletales; Suillaceae. The coding region runs from base 1 to 879 and encodes 292 amino acids. The transcript has 15 exons.